Trachymyrmex cornetzi is the source of this 654-nucleotide messenger RNA. RefSeq lists its product as uncharacterized. The transcript has 3 exons. The record is from RefSeq and is a predicted model, not a curated record. Lineage: Eukaryota; Metazoa; Arthropoda; Insecta; Hymenoptera; Formicidae. The coding region runs from base 1 to 654 and encodes 217 amino acids.
AUGGUGCGCGAAACUUCGCAGUCGAAUUGUUACGGAUUGAGAAAUCGAAGGCCAAAAAGCGAAGGCAGCAUAAAAUAUUGCAGCAACUGCAAUAAAUGGCCUGAUCGGCUGACGACGACCCCGUCAAAAUCAACGACGGCUCCGGAAAUUUUGUCAACCGUGUCCCUGGCCACACCGACUCCAACAAUGCCGACAUCAUUGGUGACAACAAUGACGACGCUGACGUCGCCGAUGUCGAAAAUAAAACAAGAGGUGCACCGCGCGAUUCAAAAGCAGAAGCAGAGGGAGAAUCGUUACAAAUUUGGACGAACUGCACGGCCCACUCCGUCCGCAUUGCCUGCUGCACUCAAGGAACAUGCUUCGCCAGCACUUGCCGUGUCUACUGUGCCGACGACUUUGCCAUCUUCAACUGUACUGUUUGCGAACGCAAUCACUCCAGCAGGAUACAUAUCGCCUGCCACGGCAGGAUACUUGCCGAUUCCGUCCGCGCCGGUAGGAUACGCACCGAUAUCUUCCGCAUCGGCCCAGCAAGCACCAGCAGGAUACGCACCGGUAUCUUCUGCGCCGGCAGGAUACGUACCGAUUCCGUUCGGGCCGGCGGGAUACGUACCGGCUUCGUCCGGACCGGCGGGGUACAUGCCGGUUUACAAAUAA